Molecule: messenger RNA, 256 nt
Organism: Entrophospora candida
Lineage: Eukaryota; Fungi; Glomeromycota; Glomeromycetes; Entrophosporales; Entrophosporaceae
Source: the annotation of a GenBank genome assembly
AUGGGAAGCACCUACAUUUUACCAAAUAGCCCAUUACAUAGAAAUUCUAAAGAUUUGACCCGCAUUUCACUUUCUUUAGAUGAUCAUUUUUAUGAUUAUAAAGUUAACGAAACUUACAGUUGUUUAUUAUCUGAAAUCAGAGAUGAAAAUGAUUUACAAAGUUUAAUUAAUGAACUUGAUUUUGCAAAUCCUUUAUCUGGGACAGAAUAUCUUUCCAUUGAUGAAGUAGAAAGAAAUGACAAUGACAAUUAUGAGG